This is a messenger RNA of Laetiporus sulphureus 93-53, 441 nucleotides long. RefSeq lists its product as uncharacterized. Bases 144 to 416 code for a protein of 90 amino acids. NCBI's taxonomy places the organism in Eukaryota, Fungi, Basidiomycota, Agaricomycetes, Polyporales, Laetiporaceae. The transcript is spliced from 2 exons. The record is from RefSeq and is a predicted model, not a curated record.
CCAUCCACGCUGAGUCCGACGUCCCGACCUUGCCAGUCAGGCACCCGGCUUCGCCAGGCGACGUCUGAAUCUCGGGUGCAGUAGUCUUUGAUCUACACUCUGAUAACGGCCUGAUCGACUCUUUUGCCAAUGUCAUGCCCGAAAUGAAUUCUCUUUCUGCCUGUUGUCAAGCGCUCCUAGUCCUCGCCUCUCGCUCCGUUGGCCUAAUAAGUUACACAAUCUCUGCUGGGUUGUUUGCGACGAAGUCGCACUGUUGUCUUCUUGAUGUGAAUACUCUGUGGUCACACGGAUCUGUGACGCCAUCAUCACAUCUACAUGGUUCCCUUCAGCGUCUCUACAGCUUUGUGAAUGAUAGUCGCCCUAACGUCCCGCCUGCCCGAACACCGAAACGUCGACAUGCUGCUCUCAUAUUCUAGUACCACAACUUUCCCGUUCUCUGUC